AGCUCAAUGGACGUGGUUUCCUGUCUAGCCUGGUCAGCCACCAGUCUUCAGCUGGUCAAGACACUCCGGCGCGGCGAUCCCCAGACUACGCGGCUCCUCUACCAAGCAGGAGCUAUCCUGCGCCCCGUCGUUUGUGUGCUCGCCUACUUGCUCCAGAACCCUAACCUCCAUCGUCUCUCGGUUUAUGCGCUGGACAGCUUCGUCUAUGCACGCGUCUUCAUCUUCUUCUUCCAGUAUACCCCAUAUCUGCGGAAUACACCUGGCAACACCAUAUACGCGCUAGCCAUCCCCUUGGCGGCUGCAUUCAGCAUUCAUGAGAGCCGCGUGCCCGGGGCGUCGGUGGGGUUCGCGGAAUUAUAG
Molecule: messenger RNA, 360 nt
Organism: Aspergillus aculeatus ATCC 16872
Lineage: Eukaryota; Fungi; Ascomycota; Eurotiomycetes; Eurotiales; Aspergillaceae
Exons: 1
Coding region: 7-360 (117 amino acids)
Source: RefSeq, a predicted model, not a curated record